Cuscuta campestris is the source of this 772-nucleotide messenger RNA. The record is from the annotation of a GenBank genome assembly. NCBI's taxonomy places the organism in Eukaryota, Viridiplantae, Streptophyta, Magnoliopsida, Solanales, Convolvulaceae.
GCGGAGAUCUUAAAAGUAUAAUUGGUGGUGGCGUUAUGCCUCAAAGUCCCAACUCCCGUCUGUCUAAUUUCCCCUCUCCCCCUCUCCGAGCCAAAUUGGCAAAACCAUUACAAACAGAAUUAGUAUAAGUAGAUUUUUUUUUUUUUUGAGGAUGAAUCCGUAGAAAUUAAACAUAAAGAAAUAAAAUAAUUCUCUGUUCUGCAACCAGAAGCUCUCUCUCUCUCAUGGCGGAAAAAGGGCGAGCAUUGCCAAAGUUUGGGGAGUGGGAUGUGAACGAUCCAGCAUCCGCCGAGGGGUUCACCGUGAUUUUCAGCAAAGCUAGAAAUGAGAAAAGGUCACAGGGUCCCAAGCCUGCAGAGUGUCCAUCAAAGAGAGGUUCUGCACAUAAUGAACGCGGAGAAGCUACUCUUGGAAAGCCUCAAUCGAAGAAAUGGUUUUGCUGCAUGCAUUCUUCUUCUCCUGCCGAAUGAGAUGAAGAUCGGACGCACUCUCCUCCUCCACAAGACAACGGAUCGGAGCUCUAACUAAGCAGUGAUGAGUUUUUCAUUGCUGCAUUUUUGUUUUCAUUUUGCUGAGAGAGAUGUGAGUGUAUGAGUGCAAGUUUUGUGUUGCCCCCCUGCUUUUUUCUGUGAUUACAUUGAGGUCAUGCCAUGGUAAUCUCUAUGCUUUUCCAUAAUGGAUACUAUACUAGUACCUCCCUUCCAAAAUAUUUGUCCAGUUUGACAAUUUAGACAAACUUUAAUCAUUAAUUAAAUAAAAAUGGUACAAUAUA